Messenger RNA from Adineta ricciae, 327 nucleotides. Lineage: Eukaryota; Metazoa; Rotifera; Eurotatoria; Adinetida; Adinetidae. The record is from the annotation of a GenBank genome assembly.
AUGAUCCAUUCACGAAUAUCGCAUACAACAUCACUUUUACCAGAUGAUAGUGUGUUAGUGACUGGUGGAGUUAGUCGUUCCGGUGUGUUGAAUACGCGUGAAUUAUAUAAUUCACAAACUCAAACUUGGAUGUUGAUUACUUCUAUGAAUGUAAAACGAUGGAAACAUACAGCAACUGUACUACAUGAUGGAAAAGUAUUGGUGAUCGGUGGAUAUGAUGGAACGGAAUGUUUGAGUAGUGCCGAAUUGUAUGAUCCGUUAGCUCAGCUUUGGAAAAUAACAGAUAGUAUAACUUACAUAAAAGACAAUGUUUUGUUAAAUCAAUAA